GAUUGUUACAGUGUGACGUUGGUGAUUAAUCUGGAUAAAGAAGAAUGUCACGAAAGUGGUUUAAACGUAGCGAGAGUACAGUCAGACCACCAGACAUACCGAGAUAGCCUUUCGAGUUUGGAGGAAAUACCCAAUUCAUUGGUUGUCCAAGACGGGGAGUCGAAGACCGCGGGAUGCGGGAAGAGUAGAAGAAGGCUAAAGCUGAGCUUGAGCGACAGGAUAAAACCGUCGAGGAGGAUAGUGGUCAGCAAAGGUGAUCGCCCCGAGAGAUCAGCGGAGGGUGAGUUAGUUUCGUCGGUGCCGAAGGACGAGGGAGUAGACAAGGUUGACAGACUAAGCGUGAACCCCGAAGCCCAGAGAGCGGCGAAGUUGUCGAGGAACGAUUCGUUCCUUAAGCGGCUCGUCAAAUCGUCGAGAGAAAACAUUGCCGAGGGUUGUGAAAGGCUCGUGAGGAACAUCCAGAAGAGUCCGUUGCUCCUGAGGAGAAAACUGCUUUCGAGCAAGAGUUCCGACAGCUUAGGAAGCGUUCAGAGCGAGGAACGGCCGGUGGCUCCUCUCAGGAGGAAAAGGUCGCGGAAAAGACCCCUCGGCGAUCAGGGGUUGACCAGAAACUCGUUGAGGCGUUCGAAUUGGCUCAAGGUGCAGAAGGCGAGUCGUGAGGGUGGUAAGGAGAAGGGAAGGGAGGCGAAGGAAAAUCAUCGUCCGGACCGAGGCCCGGAAACGGAGAAGCCUUCAUCGGCUGGGGCCAGUCCGAGGCUUCCAAGAGCGGAAACGCCGAUAACCGGAGGAUCGAGGCUUUUUCGGGAAGUCGAGAGUCACACCAGCUCGCAAAGCGUCUCUGUCGAGGACGUUGACGAGCUCAUAAGGUCCGAAGACAACUUCAGACUUCUCGAAGAGCGCGCGUUGCUUCGUAGGAGGUUGGAGAAGUUCGGGAGAAGCGAGCUUGUUCCUGAUUUUUACGACGGGAGAACCGGGAGUCAGGAGACCUUGGAACGUCAGAACCUUGCUCCUGUAUGGUCGAGAUUGUCCGAUCAAAUUCGGUCCAGCAUUCCUGGCGGUGAGGCCAGGAGGUCGACUCCUCGGACACCGGAGGGUAAUCGGAGAAAUUUUGAAGGGUUGAACUCGGGUUCGCAAAUAUUUGAGGGAUCGCGAUCGGGGAAGGAGGAUUCGGUUCGUGAAAAGGGACGAGGAGGUGCCGCUGUAGCUGGCAAGUUGAAAUCUUCACCGCCGCCAGAAGACGCGUCGUCGUUUCAUAGGGCACGGGAACGUUUGAUUCGUGAUAACCCCGAGGUCUUUGAUAACGACGUCAGACUCCAGUCGACACGAGCCAGCAGUCGUUCGUCGCCGUCGAAGGCAGAAAACGACUUUUUAGUUAAGCGAAUAAAAUGCAGAGUUGCAGAAUUCGACAGUUGCACGAACACCAAGGAACGCGACUGCGGUGGGGAGUCGGCUUCUUCGGAUCGGUUUCCAGUCUUACUUUACACGGAAGCUUCCGCCAGCGAGGAGGACACUCGACACGCUGAUUACCCUUUCUCACUUAGCGCCGAUAAUCCAAAGGCAGUACCCGGUGACUGGAUUCCUUCGAAGGAAAGCAACCCCUUAAAAUUUCAAAGGGAAGGACAAGACGGAGAAGAGGGGGUUGGGCUGUCGUUAAACGGAGACUUUAACGAGGAGAGGAAACCGUCACUAUCUCAGAACGAGGACUCAAAGUUUAGCUCGGAGUUUAGUUUCGGUACUGUCAACUCGACGACGACUCGUAGCAACAGAAGUGCGUCGAACGAUACUAUAGACUGGGAGGUUUUACUGGAUAAGAGUGAAUUUAGCGAGCUUAACUCGCUCCGGCAGACACGUGGAGCUUCGCUUGGUUCACGGAGUAUCGGUAAUAGUUCAAGUUCCGUUUUAUCAUUCGGUGAAAAGGGCGUUGAGUGCUUUUGCGAACCUGAUUUGGACUCGACCCAUGUUUUUAAAAGUGGUAACAAUAAGUUUAGUGAAAAGUUAGUGUCCGUCGAGGUUGUGCCACCGGGUCGAUCGGCAUCAACUUCCGGACGCGAUUCCUCUUCUAAUUCGUCUUCCGAAGACGGUUUCGAGUCUGGUGAUAAAGCGCCGAUUUACAACGGUAGAGACAAAGUUCCUAUGUCUAGGCUGACCAAAGAUUCAAUCAUGAAGAUAACCAUCAGGAUGAUCAGGCUGAGGGAGAGGUUCAUCCUCGGCCUUAGCGCUUUUGCCAUUCUCUUCACGCUCCUCCUCGUCGUCGACCUUCAGAUGGAUCUCGGGUACAGCGGUCACCAUCUGGUUCCGAGUCACGGCAGGGUUAGGAUAGGCGAUGAUCCGGAUCAGGAAACUGUCUACAACAGCUUCCGGAGGAAGUUCUUGCAGCGGCCAAACGCCAGUAAGGAAAUAUCGAGCUUCGACGCCGUUGGAACCACCCAGACCUCCAAGGGUGACAAGACGUUCGUCGAAAAUUCAGUGAAAUCGGUGAAGUCCGAUAAGCCGGAGGUUCACGACGACUUUCCUGACCUCGUCGACAUCGCCGAGAACGGUUACACGGUGAACGUCGAUGAUGGCGUCGUCAGGAUCAGCGGGGAGGACUACAGCCACAAUCCUACCAUCGGAAGUCUCAAUCACAUUCAACCAAAGAAAAACAGCACCAUUCUAGAAAAAUUUCAGCUCGCGAUUUCGAGGCUAGAGUUGUACCCAAAGAACUCGAUUCUGGUUGACCAGCUUCUCGAACACAUGGCGACGAUGCCGAUUCGGCAUGUUGUUCAAAAGGAGGGUGGAACGCAGCUGAAACUGGUGAUCGAGUAUCCGGACGAUACGCAAGCGCUCUUCAAACCUAUGAGGUUUCCAAGAGAGCAGCAAACGCUACCGAAUCAUUUUUACUUCACCGACUUCGAACGACACAAUGCGGAAAUCGCAGCCUUCCAUUUGGACAGGCUCCUUAAUUUCCGGCGAGCAAUGCCAGUGGUCGGCAGGAUGCUGAACGUCACGACUGAGAUCUACGAAGUGGCCGACGGGGACCUUUUAAAAACAUUUUUCGUCAGCCCGGUCGGGAAUCUCUGUUUCCAUGGAAGGUGCAGCUACUACUGUGACACCGGUCACGCGGUUUGCGGAAACCCCGACACCCUCGAGGGGAGCUUCGCCGGUUUUUUACCUGCCAACACCGUCGGCUCAAGAAAAGUUUGGCGACACCCUUGGCGGCGAAGUUACCACAAGCGAAGGAAGGCGCAGUGGGAACAAGAUUCCGAUUACUGCUCCUUGGUUCGUGAGAUUCCGCCCUACGACGAGGGCCGUCGACUCCUCGACCUGGUCGACAUGUGCGUCUUUGACUUCCUCACCGGAAAUAUGGAUCGGCAUCACUACGAGACCUUCAAGAUAUUCGGCAACAACACCUUCACUCUUCACCUUGAUCACGGACGGGGUUUCGGUCGGCCAUAUCACGACGAGACUUCCAUUCUCGCCCCGCUUUUGCAAUGCUGCGUGAUAAGACAGAGCACCCUUUCAACCCUGCUCGAGUACCACAAUGGGCCCAUUCGUUUGAGCGCAGCCAUGCGCAAGAGCAUGUCAGUCGAUCCUGUCGCUCCGAUUUUGUGGGAGCCUCAUUUUGCAGCGUUGGACAGACGCGUCGGCAUUAUCCUCCAGGGUGUCAGAGACUGUGUUGACAAAAGUACGAUGUCCGAGCCGGUUGUGCGACGGGAUAGACACUAAAGGACUCCGAAUAUCGCUAAUAUCGCCAAUAUCCUGCUUAAGCCGUAGAUAUAAUUGAUAAUAAUGUUAUCAAUG
Molecule: messenger RNA, 3780 nt
Organism: Diprion similis
Lineage: Eukaryota; Metazoa; Arthropoda; Insecta; Hymenoptera; Diprionidae
Product: extracellular serine/threonine protein CG31145
Exons: 7
Coding region: 2134-3705 (523 amino acids)
Biological process (GO): protein phosphorylation
Cellular component (GO): Golgi apparatus
Molecular function (GO): protein serine/threonine kinase activity
Source: RefSeq, a predicted model, not a curated record